GGUUUGCAGACUUCCGCUUUUUAAUAGCAGAAGAAGAAGAAGCUUACUUCCACUGUCGGCGUGUUGAACAGUUUCAGUUUUAACAACAUGGACGUGCUGUGUGGCCCAAUGGGCUUGGGUGUUGUCACAGGACUUGGCUGCGGUAUCCUCCUAGGUUGGCAUCUGCGGGCUCGUUUGGGUCCGGCCUCCAGAAACCUGAUGGCGGCUAUGGGGAACGGGUCCGGUGAAGCAAGCGUGAUGGGAGAAGGCGGCGAGUUCAAGAUGAUCCUGGUGGUCCGCAGCGAUCUGAAAAUGGGUAAAGGCAAGGUGGCGGCCCAGUGCGCCCAUGCUGCGGUGGCGGCUUACAAGCAGGUGCAGCGGAGGAACCCGGACCUCCUCAAACAGUGGGAGUACUGCGGCCAGCCCAAAGUGGUGGUCAAGUCUCCCGACGAGGACACCCUCAUUCAUCUUCUGGGCCACGCCAAGGAAAUGGGGCUUCCUGUGAGCCUGAUCCAGGACGCAGGGAGGACACAGAUUGCUCCAGGGUCUCGCACGGUGCUUGGUAUCGGGCCAGGCCCGGCUGAUCUCAUCGAUAAAGUCACCGGAGACCUGAAGCUGUACUGAGUUGUCAGCUGAACAGUUUUUGUACCGCAUCAUUGACGGAAUUCUGACUAUAAAAGAAGUCAUGAGUUGCCAUCAAAUGUAUAUACUUUCAGCAAAUAGCCACCACCUCCUAUGCUGUAGUCUAUUUUUACGUGUCAUUACCAGUUCAUAGUCACCUCCCCAGAAUUGAAAAUGGAGCAAAAAGAUGAAAUGUUGCUAAUAAGAGAGCAAUAUUUCUUAUUCAUACGACAUACCACCCCCUUCAGAGGUGGGGGGCUAAAGUACAAGCGCAGUCACCACAUCUCCAGGACCUAAGUGAUCCAUUAAAAGCUGUUUUUGAUACUACAGUGGACCCUGAGCGUCAAUUCGUUCCAGGUCUGACUCAAACCCAAUCCACUGAGGAAAACUAUGUUUCCACUGUACCAGACUUGAACCCGCGUUAAAUGCAUGUGUUUACUACAUAUACAUGGCGAAUUGUUCACCAAUGAGUUAACAGAAUAAGAAAAUACUGGGAUCAAACCCACACCGGGGCAGCAGCUGUACCAUUACACCACCAGGGACCGACCAAUGACUUCUACCAUUCUUCUGCAUGCUGUCAAUCAUUGCAAUUUUUUUUGUCCCUACUGGUAUUAGGCUGACAAUGUGCAUCCUUUUGCCCCCCCCCCAUGCAAAAAUUCCAUUGUUUGUGACGUAAGACUUUUUGACAAACCAGAAGCCUUUAUUUUUUUUUAGUGGAAAACAAAACCGCUGUUUCAUUCAUUACAAUCCUGAUUAUGCACAAUCAAGUAUCCUAGGUGCACAAUUUCAUUCUAGGAUCAUUUCAACCAGAUUAUAAGUUGAAAAAAAAAAAAAAACGAGUUAAUGAUUUCUCUGUAUAGAUGCAAACUUGUGAUAUAUGUACUUCAAAUGACCACACGAGUCCUGUCUGUGACGUUUCUGAAUGACAAGAAUUUCCGUUGUGAGAAACCAGGGCAGCGAACCAGAGUAUCGAGCAACACCCCCCUCUCCUGAGUUGGAAUGGUCCCACGUUACAAGAGCAUUUAAAGCGCCAUGGUAUUGGUCUGGAUGUAGAAAGUCCUGCAUAGACUGGAAAGAGUCGACCUUUUCUUAAAAUACGCUCCUAAGACGAAUCGGUGGGGACGUGACUGGGGACAAAUGUAGUGUUUGCGGACUGUGGUGGUCACGAGAUCAAAUGGAGAGAGGAGCACGAGUGGGUUUUGUGACAAGAAUAUACAAUAUUAAAUGCAUUUUACAGUCGGAGGAAGCUGCGCGCACACGACAAAAAGGAAGAGGCUCUACAUUAAUUUCUUCUCACUAUGAGUGCAAAUCAGAUGCUUCACAACAGACCUUAUUUUUAAACCGAGAAGAGAACUCGCUCUUCUCCCUGGCCCCCCCGCCCCUCCCCCGCCAAACCCUAUUAUACAUAAACCAUUCACCAUUCAAAACAAAAUAGAAGAAAUUAAUCUAGUCAAUACGGAAUGUGAGAAAAUUCAACUUUGUGAUUAAAUCUUUGAAAAAUAAAACAUGAGUCCUUCAUGAAAGCUUUAAGGGAAGAAAGUACAAAAAAAAGUAAGGGCUUUGUUUCUUUGUAUGAUCCCUAGUUUGUGCUCAUGUAGAGGGGGGGGCAGAGAGACAGACAAUAACGGUCUGGUGAAAAAGCCUGUGGCCCGUGGAUGGAUAGUAGCUCCAGCCUGCGUGUGGAGGAUAUCGGGUGGGGGGGUCUUCACAUGCCGUAGCUGAAGCCUGGCGCGGCAGCUGGCUGACCGUAUCCCGCAGGCGCCUGGUAGCCGUAGCCGUACGCUUGUUGAGGGGCCACGGGGACGCUGGGGCCCGCUGUGAGCAUCAGCUGGGGUGUGCCUG
Molecule: messenger RNA, 2442 nt
Organism: Doryrhamphus excisus (bluestripe pipefish)
Lineage: Eukaryota; Metazoa; Chordata; Actinopteri; Syngnathiformes; Syngnathidae
Gene: ptrh2
Product: peptidyl-tRNA hydrolase 2
Biological process (GO): negative regulation of anoikis; positive regulation of anoikis
Cellular component (GO): cytosol
Molecular function (GO): peptidyl-tRNA hydrolase activity
Source: RefSeq, a predicted model, not a curated record